Molecule: messenger RNA, 741 nt
Organism: Culex pipiens pallens (northern house mosquito)
Lineage: Eukaryota; Metazoa; Arthropoda; Insecta; Diptera; Culicidae
Product: 40S ribosomal protein S14-like
Exons: 1
Coding region: 403-717 (104 amino acids)
Biological process (GO): translation; maturation of SSU-rRNA from tricistronic rRNA transcript (SSU-rRNA, 5.8S rRNA, LSU-rRNA); ribosomal small subunit assembly
Cellular component (GO): cytosolic small ribosomal subunit; ribosome
Molecular function (GO): mRNA 5'-UTR binding; structural constituent of ribosome; small ribosomal subunit rRNA binding
Source: RefSeq, a predicted model, not a curated record
GACACUUUAAAUAGUCUUUCCAAAUGUUUCGAAACAUUUGUAGCUUGAAACAUUAUUACUUACCGUAUAAUGACAUAUAGAACAGCCAAUUAAAGUUUCGAAGCAUUUAGCACAACAAUGUUUCGAAGCAUUAGUGGUAAGCUUUAUAUAUCACUGUAGAGUAAGCUUUUAAUGUUAUAUCACAUUUUGACAUUUCUUAAAAUGUUUCAAAACACUAACUUAACAAGUUUGGCAGUAUUUCGUGGUAUGUUUAUGUUUGCUGCAGGUAAAAUCGUUCGGCGCACGGUUCAGCGUCUAUAAAAAUGUGAGUCAAUUAUACUUAGUUUAACUGGGCUUAGUAUUAAACUAUUCUUUUUUCCAGAACAGCUCCUUAUCGUCGCAAGAUACAAUUUUCUAGUUACGAUGGCUUCCUGCAAAAACAAAACUAGAAAGGAGUUUUCGCUCUACGCCAGCUUCAACGACACUUACGUCCACGUCACGGAUCUUUCGGGCAAAGAAACAACCUCGCGCGUCACCGGCAACAUGAACGCCAAGGCCGAUCGUGACGAGGCCUCGCCCUACGCCGCUUUGUUGGCUGCUCAGGACGUCGCCGAUAAGUGCAAGUCGCUCGGAAUCACGCUGCGUGCCACCGGCGGAAACCGCACCAAGACCCCGGGACCGGGUGCUCAGUCGACGCACCGUGCUCUGUCCUGUUCGUCAAAGAAUUUUGUGAUUUAGUGCUAUUAGUAUAAACAUAAAUAA